AUGUGCUCCAGCCGCAAGAUCCUGUGGAGCCUGCUCCUGCUGUCCGUGGUGGAGGUGGGCCUGGGUGUGGCGAGCAUCGUCCUGGGAGCCGUGGGCAUUAGCUGGGUCCGGGGACAACACAAACCGCAGCAGGGCGACGCGUCCCCGGUGUGGAGCGGACUCUGUUUUCUGGUCUGUGGGAUGUGUGGAGUGCUGUGUGCUCGCAAGAGGACAGGUCUUAUUAUGAUCUUAUUUUCGGCAUGCUGUAUUUGUGGUCUGAUUGGUGGGAUCCUAAACUUCCAGUUUGUUCGGGCGCUGAACAAACGACCAGACUCCAUGCACUCGAUCCAUCUGGCUGCCAUGACUCUGGCCUGUCUGGGGAUCUCUUCCUGUACCUUAUCCACAUGGCUUACCUGUCGCCUGGCUAGCUCCGAGCAGCAGAGGAUGUUCCUGGAGAGGGAACACUCGCUGCACCAUUCGCAUGAGAUGACCGAGAAGGAGAUCCUGGACAACUCCAGUAACGGCAUUCCUCAGAUAUCUUACAACGGACACACCACAGUAUCACCAUGA
Messenger RNA from Perca flavescens (yellow perch), 549 nucleotides. RefSeq names its product transmembrane protein 196 (gene tmem196). NCBI's taxonomy places the organism in Eukaryota, Metazoa, Chordata, Actinopteri, Perciformes, Percidae. The transcript is spliced from 5 exons. The record is from RefSeq and is a predicted model, not a curated record. The coding region runs from base 1 to 549 and encodes 182 amino acids.